UUGAAGGUCCAAACUGCAGUUUUCUAAGGGCUCUACACGAUCCCAGCCAAGGAAUAAGUGUCUUAUCUAGUGAAACAAAAUUGUCAUUUUCUCAAAAAUAAAAAAUAAUUAAAAUGUAUAUAUUUUUUAAACUCAAAUGCCUGUCUUGCACUAACUCUGCAAUGUGCGUACACAACUUCACGCUUUACAAAAUCACGUUGGAAAGGUUACACGUGGUUAUUUCUUUGUCUGUGUUCAAAAAGGUAGGGUAGUGCAAAAAAACUCUCAUUUUCUCCUCCAACUUCAAAAUCAUCUGACAUCACUGUUUUACCUUUUUUUUUUUUGUAAAAGGGCGUUUGACUCCCUUGAGUCUUUGCACAUUCAUGUAGAUCCCUUUGAAGCUGCAAACUGCAAUUUGGACCUUUGGAUGUUGAUCCCCAUUGAAGUCCACUAUAUGGAGAAAAAUCCUGGAAAGUUUUCCUCAAAAUCCUUAAUUUCUUUUUAACUGAAGAAAGCAAUUUAUUUUUCAGUUAGUUAUCUCCAAACAAGGACAAAAUCAGAUCUUCCUGCGCUUCAUAUCUGUAAUAUAUCAUGAAGUCAGCAUCUAAAAGGUUACGUGGUGUUUUGUAUACAAAUUGUCAAGUGACCUCCUAAGCCUGUUUUAUUUGUAGGCCAGUUUCUGCCCACUGCAUAUUUGUCAAAAAAUAGAAUAUCUAAAUACACUGAGCUCAAGAUAGAAAUGUGUCAUGUUUCUGCAAGGGGAUUUCUGCAAGCAUAUUUAUGUACAGUGUGCUAGAUAACAGUGAGACAAAUGACACAGAUAGGUGUUUUUAUUUGAUGUUUUUGUGCUGGCUUCUGUGCAAUUAAUCUUGCUUCUGUUCUUUAAAAGCACACAGCCUUUCAGGUAUUACGUGUCAGAUGGCUCCAUGAGAAUGCAAGUCUCUACAGUAGCUUUAAUUCAUGGUUAUUUAGAAUUCUGUUUUGACUGUCCAAGAGCUGAUCAAAGACCUAUUCUUGGUAUUGUCAAGCUGCUGUGCUUUUGGAUUUCAGUCAGUAGUGUGGUGUGAACACUAAAUCCCCGCAUCGCAGAAGUGCUCAGCAUUCUUUCCCUAUAAGACAUUGGACUAGUCUGUAACCACAUGAAAUAAAAAUACUUUGAGGCACUGAACAAAAGGCAAUAAAAUGUGGAAAGAAGAUAGCUUAUGGCAAGUUCAAGUGGUUAUUAGGUUAAAUCAUAUAUAUUUUGAAUGCAUUUUUUAAAUUGUCAGCAUAUUUAAGCUCAAAGCAAAGAAUUAUUUUUUCAGGAUGAAUUACUUAUGCUGCAGUCCUCAUUUACAGACUCUUUAGGUAAAAGGAAGAGUUUUCAAGAGCUGGAUGUUGCAAUCUAAUACUAUAGUUCAGUUGGUGUGUGCUUUGUAAAGCUGCUAUUUUGUGUCCUCUAUCGUCUCUAGGCAGCCUCUCAAAGCAAAGUUUCCCCUGAUAGAAGAGGUCUAAAAUUAGUGAGCCCCUAUGACUGUCUUGGCCUAGUGUGUCAGAUUCCAUUCACAGACUCCGUCUAUCCUAUCGCAGCACCUGCUCCUAGCUGUAACACCCUAUUAAGCUUGGUAGAGACAUGCACCUAUGUCCAAGCAUGAUUAAAAAAGCUUCAGGUCAGGUUCAUCUUGUCCUUUUUUUGUGCAUGCUUGUGUCUCUUUUUUUAAAAAAAAAAAAAAGUGGUGUCAAUUAAUAUUUGAAAUAGUCAGGCUCUGUGAGCUCAGACAGGGCUAACGAUACAGGAGUCGUAGCUUUUUUUUUUGGACUUAGCGUGAGGGGCUGGACAUAUCUGUGCACUGAGUGGCCUGUUGCGAUGAAGGGUCAGUUUGGCACUCACAGGAAACCUGGACCCCCCAGUUGGAGCCUCAUUCACAGCUCAUGGUACAGUGCAUAACUGUCCCCUGUGAAUGUUCUCUGGAGGGGCUGUUUCAUUCAAACUGGCCACAUGGAAAACAGCAGAAAAAGGUCUGACAGCAUUCAACAAGUGAUGAAUGACCAGUUCAGGCAUUUAUAAAAGGCUCAUGUGUCACAACCCAAUGUCUUUGGUAUCUGAAGUGAAGAAAUGGAGCGCUGGGUUCUAGAGGGUGACAGCUACUCGUUUCUUCGCAGUGCUCCACACACGUUCAACCUGCAAAGUCGUGAAGGGCCAAAUCGUGUGGAGAUCUUUGACAUCACUUCGAUCCCCAGCCAUCGUAAUGCCAUAUCUGAAACAACCUGCCUGUGUGACAUUUUUGGGGAUGAUGGCGAAUCCCCAUCACUUUCCAGUAGCCCAGCCUCUGCCACAUUUGUCAGGAGGGAAGUGGAUCCGUCUUUUUCAGUAGAUGAUGCCAAUGACUCUUUAGGAUCUUAUCACACUGCCAAUGGAUCUGACUUGAGCGACAACGCUGAAGUCACUUACAAUACACCUUCUCCAGAAAAUAUACAGGAUUUUUCCACAUCUGAGACGAGGGAAUCACAUUCACCACCAGUUAAAUCAACCAUCUUGUCUGAUUCCAAGAAUGGACUUAACCCUCUAGACCGCAUACCACCUGUAUCCAAAGUCAAUGGUAAUGACCUUUCACAUACAGAUAACUGGGCAGAACCCCAAGUGUCACUAAACACUGCUCCAGUAAAUGAAACGGGAAUCACAAAUGCAUCUGAACCACAGUAUGUGAAUCCAACACCAGCUACCACCCUGAUUAAUCCAGCAAAAGAACCUUCUAAUCCUACAUCCUGCCCUUCGGAGGAGAAAGAACCUUCUGUUUUGGAGCAAGGAAUUAUUACAACACCUCAACUUACAAGUACAAGCCCAUUUUUGAAUAAACAAAUAUUUGAGUCAGACUGUGAAUCCUUGGGAGCAUCUCCACUUGAACAAAAUAAUGUAGUGUCUUCUGAGAAUGAAGAGAGUAUGAACUGUCAUAGUUCUCGAGAGCAAAACAAUCUCUUUGUGCAAGGGAUGGGUAACAGUGGCUCUGCAUCAGAACUUUCAAACCCUUCUCCAACAGAUUGCAGCCCUAUGCAAGAAAUGUCUACUUCCCCUUCAAACAGAGAUAUUCAUUUUCUACCCAUACCCAGUGUCGUGCAAGAGGCCAGAUUAACCCCCACCUCCCCUGUAAGCAGGGAAACUACCUCCACACCUGCAUCCAUAGGUAGAUCUUCACCUGAGCUGCUGAAUUUGUGUCCAACUCAAAUAAGGAAUACAUCGGAGACUCCAGACUUGGAGGACACUUAUGAUGCUACUUUAUCUGUUUCUACACUUCCUACCAGUGAUAAUGUGAAAAUAGAUUCCCUAGCUGUGUCUGCCAUUUGUACUGAGACAAGAGGACCGGUAUAUUCAUCCAUAGAUGGUAGAGAAGAACUGGAAUCACCUGAGAUCAAUGAAACCUGCUCUUCUCCUGAUCACUCAGCACCUGCUUACUCACAAGAACCAGUAUUGAUUCACUCCCCUGUGGGUUACUCCAUCAGCCCAUCACCUACAAAUGAGAGAAUAGUUUCUUCUGUUGAACCUGAAGACUCACCAUUCUCCCCUGUAUCAUCUGAAAUCAAUGAAACCUGCUCUUCUCAUAAUCACUCAGCACCUGCUCACUCACCAGAACAAGUACUGAUUUACUCCCCUGUGGGUUACACCAUCAGCCCAUCACCUACAUAUGAGAAAAUACCUUCUUCAGUUCAACCUGAAGACUCACCAUCCUUCACUGUGUCACCUGAGAUCAAUGAAACCUGCUCUUCUCCUGAUCACUCAGCACCUGCUCACUCACCAGAACCAGUACUGAUUUACUCCCCUGUGGGUUACACCAUCAGCCCAUCACCUACAUAUGAUAAAAUACCUUCUUCAGUUCAACCUGAAGAAUCACCAUCCUCCCCUGUAUCACCUGAGAUAAACGACACCUGCUCUUCACCUCAUCACUCAGCACUUGCUCACUCACCAGAACAAGUAAUGAUUCACUCUCCAAUGGGUUACACCAUCAGCCCAUCACCUACAAAUGAGAGAAUAGUUUCUUCUGUUGAACCUGAAGACUCACCAUCCUCCGCUGUAUCACCUGAAAUCAAUGAAACCUGCUCUUCUCGUAAUCACCCAGCACCUGCUCACUCACCAGAACAAGUACUGAUUUACUCCCCUGUGGGUUACACCAUCAGCCCAUCACCUACAUAUGAGAAAAUACCUUCUUCAGUUCAACCUGAGAACUCACCAUCCUCCCCUGUAUCACCUGAGAUGAACGAAACCUGCUCUUCACCUCAUCACUCAGCACUUGCUCACUCACCAGAACAAGUAAUGAUUCACUCUCCAAUGGGUUACACCAUCAGCCCAUCACCUACCUGUGAGAAAAUAGUUUCUUCAGUUCAACCUGAAGACUCACCAUCCUCCCCUGUAUCACCUGAGAUAAACGAAACCUGCUCUUCUCCUCAUCACCCAGCACCUGCUCACUCACCAGAACAAGUAAUGAUUCACUCUCCUAUGGGUUACACCAUCAGCCCAUCACCUACAAAUGAGAGAAGAGUUUCUUUAACUGAACCAGAAGACUCACCAUCCUUCCCUGUAGUCACAAGGAUUGAUUACAGUGAUAUCUGCUCCUCUCCUGAUCACUCAGAGCCAGUAAUCAUUCACUCAUCUCCAUGUUACAACAUCAGUUCAUCACCUAUAAAUGAGAGAGGGGUUUAUUCAACUGAACCUGAAGCCUCAACAUCCUCCCCCUGCGGACACAGUGAUAUCCACUCCUUUUCUGAUCAAUCCUUUGCAGCUCACUCACCAGAACCUGAACUAUUUCACACACCGAUGGGUUAUACCAUCAGCCCAUCUCCUACAAAUAAGAGAAUGUUUGUUUCAGUGAAGCCUGAUGACCUACCAUCCUCCCUUGACAUCACAGGAACUGAUUACACAGCAACACCGACAUGCAGUAGAGAUUCCACGCCUGCAUUAAGGAGUAUUACCUCCACUCCAAACAGCAGAGAAAAUUACCUUACACCAGAGCUCAAUUCCCCAGCCCCUUCACUGGAAUUGAGAUCAGUCACCUACUCACCUGAAAUCAAAUCAAUAUCAUAUAGUGUUAUGCCACAAAAUUCAAAAUCUCCUGGCAUCACAUAUAACGUUACACCAACCGAAGGUUUAGCACAAUCACCUACAGUAGAGACAAAUGUCUGUGAUAACUCUUUGGAAACUUCCAGCUAUCUUUUUGGAAAUGACACCACUGUCUCAGUUAGCUCAAGGAACUUUUUGUCAACACCAGAGAGAAGAUCAAGGCCUUCAUCAGCUGCAUCAGACCAUACCAAACAUACAUCACUAUCCUCUGAUCUCCAACCUGAGCCUUCCAUCACUCUUGAAAAGGCAGGAAAUCAGACUGUAUCCACAAUCUGUGACGGAGUUAAUCAUCCAUUCUCUAACCCAGUAGACCAUUUUGAUGACCUUGCUGACACAAAGACCCUCAAAAGCAUUGCAUCAGUCCCAAAUGAAUGUAAAGGCACUGGACCACCAGUUCGUAGUCAAAUGCAACAUUCAACCUCUAAACCCUCAGCUUCUGGAUCAUCCAUGUUGAAAAUGGAAAAAAAUCAAGAAAUUGUUACUGACAACACAACUGAUUUAAAUGGAACACCAAGCUCCCCGAGUCCAUGGGCUGCAUCUGUAGAGAAGAAACAAUGCCAUGUUGAGGUUUUUGACAGCAACAAGGGAACAGAAAUGUUGAAAAAUGAUUCUCCAAAGUGUGACAAGAGGCUUUGUCAAGUGCCUGUAGCAUUAAGAGAAAACCCAGGGGUUAUCAGUAGGAACAAUGGUGGUGAAUUUGACAGGCAGCCAUGCAGGAAAAAGCAGGAGAGUGGAAAGAAGGAGGGAGAGGGGGAGGAGACUAUGAAAGAGAGUAGUUACAGAGGGGAACAGGUUGAGCUGUCAUUCAGUGCCAGGAAUAGAAAAGGGCCUGCAGGCCACAGCCCAGCUCUCUCAAGUCGAGACCCAAAGUCGGGAAUUCCAGCUCGCUGUUAUUUUGAGUCGCACCCAACAACUCUGCAGCAACAGAGUCAUCUCAGAGCUCAGGGCUCACAACAAGAGAACAAGGGUGGUGCCAGGAGGCUCCAGUCAGCUGCCCAGGGUAAAUACAGCAGUGCAGGCUUUCUUCCUUCUGAAUGUACUGGUGAGACCUCCAGCAUGGGAAGUGAAUUUGAUGAAGCAGACAAUGAAGUAAAGUGGUUUACAGAUCUGGCCUUCAGAAGCUUAUCUAGUCCUCAGGUGGAUUAUUUGGAUGUGUACAAUUCAAGCCACAGGUCAUCUACAAAUGUUUCACAGCCAUCGACCAUAGACAGCCCUGGUGCUGUUGCAUGGAUGACCUAUGCAGACUUACGUGGCUCAGCGUUACAUGAAAAUGAUGGUUCGUCUUUUCUACCUCGUGACGGCCUGGACCCAAACAAACGCUUUGAAAUGGGGAGUUUUGAGUGUGUGGACGUUGCAUUAGAGAGCAAGGAAGAGUCCAGUAGAGGAAAGAGGACAGUUCCUAAAAGGCAAAUCCAGCUGUUAAGGCGGAACACGGAUGAAUCAAAACAUAAAGGAAACACUGAAAAUAUUUUGAAUUCACCCUCCAUAUAUAGACGCUCUAAAGACACACUUAUUCGUCAACAUAGCACACCAGCUUCUGUGCAAGAGGAAGUUUCCAAGGAGGUGCCGGAUUCACCACAAAAUGACAGGAAAAAGACCUUGCAAAAGUCUGUGUCUUUAGACGAUGGCUCCCCUAAGACACAAAUGGCGUCUUGCAUUAUCAAGAGCGUGCUGUCAAAGAAAAUGCAGGAUGUGCAGAAAGAGACACCAAAAAGUACAGGCCCAAGUCCAUCUGGAGAUAAAAACAAACAUCCUGAUGUCAGCCCCAGCUGUUUUGAUGGAGUACCAAGUAUCGUGGAAAAACAUAGUUUAAGCUCUAGCCAGCAUUCUGAAUGUACUAUUUCAUCUGAAGAUUUUGCUGUCGGAGAGGAAAGAAUUUCACAUCGUCAAGUGAAGAAGUGUGCUCCAAAGGUUCCUCCAAAACCAUUCUUAAGACCUGCAUUCUUUAACACUGGGGAAGCACAGGUAGCUAGCAACAUUACAAGGCAAGAAACAAAGCCUAUAGUGGCCCCUCCUCAAAUUGGUGACAAAAUACAAAACAGCAAGAGUGAUGGGAAAGAGGGAGGAGGUACCAACCUUGAACCGAAGUACAAUAGUGACUCAGCAAAUGCCAGUAUCAGUAACACAAGUCCUGCUGUUGCUACACCAGCAACAAGCGUGCAGAGCAGAAUGACAAACAGAGACAUAAAAAAGCGCCAGAUGACACCGGAAAACCAGGAACAGCUGGCAGGAAAGAGCGUAUUCAUGUCAAAAACCCCAGAAAUAACUUUGAAACCUUCUUCUAUCAAAGGAAAAAAGACAUCUUCUCUGAAAGUGUCUCUGUCCCCUGACUUGGAACAGUCCAGAAAGACGUCUGAAUCUCAAUCAACGGAGAAAGCUGCAGAAGAUAUAAACACCAAAUCUACUAAAGCUAUAGAAACAGAAGAUGAUGAUGACAGCAACAAAAAAUCUGUUAUACAUAAAGUCAGGGAUGUGAGGAAGUUAGUGAAGAACACAUACAACCUGUCUUUCAAAGCAUCAAAUUCAACCUCUACUGCAGAAGACACAGUCAUUCAAGAGAAAAGAGAGAAGCCGCCACAAACUCCUCCAGCCUUGCAGAUUGAAUGCAAAGCCAUCAGUUGGAAGGACAAACAAACAUCAGGCAGCAAAGCAAUCCACUGUCACAGUGAAAAACAGCCUGUUGACAUAUCAAAAAUAACUCAACCAUUUGUGUGCACAGAGACAAGAAGAGAUCCUGACAUCACUGAAAUAACAUCUAAAGUGUCUUCGCCAAAGACUGAGUCACAACAAAAAGUGCCAUAUUCUCACUCUACAACUAUGGAUGGAUUACCUGAAUCGGAAAGUAUCACUAAGAGAUCUUGUGUUCAUUCUAAUCAGAGUUCUAAGAUGCCCCCUAGACCCCCUAGUAAGGAGCGAGAAGUUUCUGCAUUGGUGGUCCUACCAGAAUGCACAUCCAAGACUGUUGCCCCUACAAUCCUUGACUCUACUCAAACGAAAGCUGCAAGCGGUAGCCACUCUGUUUCCAUGCUACUGAAAGAAAAAGGGAUGCAGGCUGACAUUGGAGUUUGUGAUGUUCUUACCGAAGGUGCAAGUGCUACAGCUAAACAUGUCAACAGGAUUGAGGUACCUGUACAGGCCUGUUUAUCAGAAAGUAAUUCAAGUGAAGCACAAGCAAAAGCAGAAAAUACAUCAUUGCCUUGCAAUCCAACAGCUCUUGUCAACAAUUCGUUAAGAACAUCUCAACCACCUGAGAGUCCCAAGCGAACACUAACAGAAGAAUCUUUAACAAAGGAACAAGAAAACAAGAAAAUAACUGCCACCACAACUAUGACACAAGUUCCAACUUAUUUAGCAACAUCUGGCAAGCCAGAGGUGAGGUCUUUUUCAAGUGGAACAAAGAAUAAUCCCACAACAGUGAAUGCAUCAAAAGAGAUUGAGUUACCCAUACAAGUGAGGUCAAUAUCCACUGAUAGACUGAAGCCAUUUGUACCACCAAAACCCAGCUAUAAACAGUCAUUUGCAGAAAUUAAGUCAGUGCCAAGUGACCCAUCAAAAGCAGAUACUCAAGCAUUAUCUGUUACUAAACAGCAAACCAUGUUAAGUAGUGAAUUAAAGAAAAAUGAAACACCAACAGUGAUACACAAAGAUCAACCAAACGAGACUUCAUCAAGAGAAACAAAAAGACUGGCUGUGUCAGCCGUAUCAAGCUACAAACCGCCAUCCAUCCCAGUCACGACAACUCCAAGUGUUGUGCAAAAAUCCACCACAAAGACACUGACCACUCUGGAUCAAGAGCAGUCUUCUGCUUUCUUGCAAACAACCAGCACUUGCCAGCAGCAGACCCCAUCAUUCAGCCAAGACCAGUCAAUGCUAGAAAGUUCUUCUGCUUUUAACACAUCAGGACCACAAACCUUUGGCCACACACCAUCUAUGACAAGAGCAUCAUCUAAUAAUCGUUUUCACACAGAUGACUAUCUCUUCUACGCUUCAGAUGAUCCUCCUAGCUAUGACGAGCGAGAGAGUUUCAGCCCGCUACGACUCUCAGACUUACCCCCACAUAGGUCAUGCAGGUUUCAUCCAACCACCAAGCAAUCUUGCUCCUGCACACCAAGUUCUCAUUCACACCCAGGACAUCCUCACCAGAGUCCCCAGGAACGGGUACCAGCUGCCUCUCGGUCUCCAGGCCAAGUUCUUUCUUGUCCCGGAGCUCCUCCGCAAGCUCAAGUUCGUCCUCAUCAGUGCAGACCAGAUGGUCUACCAGUCUCUAAUACCACAGUACCCCACGCCUCAGCUUUGAUUCAGCCUCUACACAACCCUCGAGCUUGCCCUGCUUCAAGCUCACAAUCCUAUGGUGAUGAUCAACCACCAAAUUCUGGGUUGCACACGGAUAGACGCCCAGCCAAUCACCCUUCACCUCAAGCAGCAGGUCCUGCUCCCUAUCAUGAGUAUGCUCAUUCAGCUCUGGAUCCCAGGCCUCAGUUGUUUAAUCCCCAAGACUUGCCACCAUCUUUUAGCCAUGAUUAUGCAAAUGAAGGUCCAGGUGGAGCUGGUGUAUUGUAUCCAGAAAAUGCAAGUGGGAUCAGCUGUGGCCAAGGUCCUCGUCGUGUCCUUCUCGAUCCUGAGACUGGUAAAUACUUCUACAUUGAGGUACCAAUGCAACCACUCAGAAAAAUGCUAUUCGAUCCUGAAUUGGGCCAGUAUGUGGAAGUUCUCAUACCGCAGCAGGCAAUGUCCCAUUCUGGGCUGUAUCCACCAGCUGCACCACCCUACUCCUCUUUACACAAUCCUGGGUUGUACGCACCACAGUACCUGCCUUAUGCAGUGCCAUCUUACCCAGCGAUCUCAGGUAGUGCCCAGCAAGUUCGCCAUGCGGAGCCACCUCCCGUCCCCACGACACUUCACCAGACUUCCUUAAGGUAUGGAAGCCCUGCAAGCCAGAUGCCAAAAAAUGAACCAAAAAGUCAUUCAUCCCUGGAUCAAAGCUAUCUAGAGAGCAUGUAUUACAUCCCAACUGGAAUGAACGCAAGCCCAAAUUCAACCCCUUCAGACUGCUACCACAAGCCAUCAAGCAUGCCUCCUUCAGGUGGAAGAAGAGCGUGAACAGCAGUGGAUACAGGUGGUCUGUUUACAUUUAAAAUCCAUUCUGGUCAGCAGCAUUUUAAAUGUCUAGUCAAGAGUUGUAGUUUCUCAGUUAUAGAAUGAAGAUUGAAACAAUAGCUUCUGCUCAUUUCAUUUAAACAUUUAAACAUGUGAAAGACAACAUUCAAAAAGACCGAAAAAAGCUUUGCUUUCCUUUUCUGUUUUUCUGACAUAUGACAUAUCAUGGCUGUCAUUGUCUGAUAUAUAUUUGUACAAGUUCUUAACUUUCCUGGUAUAGUCCAAGCUUGUGCAAUGGUAGGCCUUAUCUUGCAAUAACACUUAUAUGUUUCUGAAAUGAUUUAUUUUACUGCAAUAAUGUGUUGCUGUUUUCACUUCUAAGUGACAUUUAUCAAAUAUAUAAUAUGAUGUAAUUGUGCAACGCCAUUGAUGUGCACUGGGACGUGCAAGAAGAUGCUGUACAUUGGGUAAACGAAAAGAAUGUGGAUGAACAAGAUCCACCAUGGGUAUUAAAAUCACAAACAUGUUUUCUAUCAUCAUAAGAUUGCCAUUUGCUAUUUUUUACACAUAGAUACACCCCAUUAAAGAUAACUGUCUACAAAAUACAAGUCUCAGUGUUUUUUUUUUUUCUUUAUCAAACAUUAGCUCCAACAUGACUUCUUUCAGCAGCCGUAAAGCUAAAAACUGUACCUUCUGUAAUUACUGCUAU
Molecule: messenger RNA, 10874 nt
Organism: Labeo rohita (rohu)
Lineage: Eukaryota; Metazoa; Chordata; Actinopteri; Cypriniformes; Cyprinidae
Product: mucin-4
Exons: 2
Coding region: 2075-10168 (2697 amino acids)
Cellular component (GO): nucleoplasm
Source: RefSeq, a predicted model, not a curated record